Messenger RNA from Camelina sativa (false flax), 3596 nucleotides. RefSeq lists its product as uncharacterized. The record is from RefSeq and is a predicted model, not a curated record. NCBI's taxonomy places the organism in Eukaryota, Viridiplantae, Streptophyta, Magnoliopsida, Brassicales, Brassicaceae.
AGAUUCCUUCACAGUCCUUUGCUGUUUUUUUUUUGUUUUCUCACUUUUUUUUUUGUUUCUUCAUCUUCUUCUUCUUCUUCAUCUUCUUCAUCUUCUUGAAGCUAAAAAAAAGAUAUAUCCUUUUAUGCUUAUAGAGAAAUUGAAUAAUUAUCUAAAUAGUAAGGGAAAGAAGAGAGAAAAAAAAAAACAAUCACUUCACAGUUCACACAAAACAUCUUUGCUUUGUUUGAGUUUUGCUAUCAACAUCAACCCACACCUUCUUUGCCCCUUAUGCGCCUCCAUCUCUUAUUCCUCUCACCUACCUUUCAACUCUCUCUCUCUCUCUCUCUCUCUCUUUACGAAAAAAGUCUUUUAAUUUCAGUUCUCUCUAUACCUGAUUUCAAAUCUUGGGUUUCCCCUUUGUUUUUUUUUUCUUUAAUAAUUUAAUUUGAUUCUUUUUUUUUUCUUUAGAAAUAAUAAUUGAUAGAUAUGGGUUGUACAAGUUCUAAGCUUGACGAUCUUCCGGCGGUUGCUCUUUGCCGUGAACGUUGUAAUUUCUUAGAAGCUGCGAGUCACCAGCGUUACGCUUUAGCUGAAUCCCACGUGGCUUACACUCACUCGCUUAUUGGUAUCGGUCACUCACUCCAUCUUUUCAUCAACCACCACCACCGUUUCAUCUCUUCCGGCGGCGCUAACGGCGGUGGUGAUUCCCCUAGACUUAACCUUCCUCCUCACAGAAAAGGUGACCCUCAUCAAGACGACGACGACGACGACGGCGGAGGGGGAAAAAACUCCCCCAAAAAACCAAAGCUUGCUUCUUCUCACCUCGCUCACUCGGAUUCGGGUUCUGAUUCGGGUCAUCUCGAAUUCGAUUCGGAUUCCGACGACGACGAUGACGACGAUUUGGAUUUGGAUUCGAUGCAUCACCACUCUCCUCAACACCACCACCGUCACCAUCUCGGGAAUUACCCAAUACCCGAGUCAGCACCACCUGGAUACAUGGAACAACAACAACAACAACAACCGGGUUAUAUAAACCGGUACCCGAACCCGGAGAUGAUGAUGGGUCAUCUCCCUCCUCCUUACUCCGGUGGAAACAGUUAUAUGCAUAUGAAUUACAUGAAGAACAGCUCCAUGCCUCCUUCGGUUGUCUAUGAACAAAGACCAAGUAGUCCUCAACGAGUCUACAUAGGCGAAUCAUCUUCUUCUUCUUCUUAUAACCCAUACCCUCCUCAAAAUAAUUCAUAUUUUGGAUACUCAAAUCCAGGACCCGGACCCGGACCCGGAUAUUACGGUGGUUCUUCUACAACUGCUGUACCAGCUUCGAAACCGCCACCGCCUCCUCCCUCUCCGCCUAGGUCUAACGGUUGGGAUUUCUUGAAUCCGUUUGAUACUUAUUACCCUCCGUAUACUCCGAGUCGAGAUUCGAGAGAGUUGAGAGAAGAAGAAGGUAUCCCGGAGCUAGAAGACGAUGAUUCACAGUACGAGGUUGUUAAGGAGGUUCACGGCAAACCAAAAUUCGCUGCCGGCGGUGGCGGUGGUAAUUUACCGAAUCCCGCCGCCGUGCAUAUGAGGGAAGAGCCUCUGCCUCCGCCGCUUGAUAAGUCUGGUGGAGCCAGUACUAGCGGUGGGGGUGAUGUCGGAGAUGCGUAUCAGUCUAGACAGAGUGUGUCGGUUGAGAAAGAAAGGAUGGAGUAUGAAGAUCACGUUGUUGAGAAGAAGGUCGUUGAGGAUGAGGAACGUCGGAGCAAUGCCACGGCGACACGUGACGGAGGCGGUGGUGGAGGCGGUGGUGGAGGAGGAGGGCCACGUGCGGUGCCUGAGGUUGCGAAAGAGAUUGAGAGUCAAUUCGUGAAAGCUGCAGAGUCAGGAAGUGAGAUUGCUAAGUUACUUGAAGUUGGGAAGCACCCUUAUGGUCGUAAACAUGCUGCUUCGAAGAUGUUGCACGGGGUUACUACUCCUUCACUACCUUCUACCUCUGGAGGACCUUCUGCUGCUGCUGCUACUGCGCCGCCGACUUAUGCAGACAUUGAAGAAGAGCUUGCUUCGAGGUCUAGGAAUCUUUCAUCGACAUUGCACAAGCUCCAUCUUUGGGAGAAGAAGCUUUACCAUGAAGUCAAGGCUGAGGAGAAAUUGCGACUAGCUCACGAGAAAAAGCUAAGGAAGCUAAAGCGUUUGGAUGAAAGAGGUGCUGAGGCUAUGAAAGUAGAUAAAAUACGGAUUGCGAUUCAAGUUGUCGACAAAAUAUCAGUGACGAUUAAUAAGAUUAGAGACGAAGACCUAUGGCCGCAACUGAAUGCAUUGAUCCAAGGGCUUACAAGAAUGUGGAGAUCCAUGCUUGAGUGUCAUCAAAGUCAGUGUCAAGCUAUUAGGGAAGCACAAGGCCUUGGACCAAUAAGAGCAAGCAAGAAACUAGGCGUUGAACAUCUAGAGGCGACGAGUUUGCUUGGACAUGAACUUAUUAAUUGGAUAUUAGGAUUCUCGAGCUGGGUUAGCGCGCAGAAGGGUUACGUAAGAGAGUUGAAUAAAUGGCUCAUGAAAUGUCUUCUCUAUGAACCUGAGGAAACACCUGAUGGAAUCGUUCCUUUCUCACCUGGUCGGAUCGGGGCACCACCAAUCUUUGUGAUAUGUAACCAAUGGUCUCAAGCUCUGGAUAGAAUAUCAGAGAAGGAAGUUAUUGAGGCAAUGCGUAGUUUUACUACAAGCGUGCUUCAGCUUUGGGAACAAGAUCGGUUAGAUACGAUGAUGACUGGUCAUGGGGAUUCAGAGAAGAGAGUUAGGAACAUGGACAGGGAAGAACAGAAGAUACAGAGAGAGAUUCAGGCAUUGGAAAAGAAAAUGGUUCUUGUGGCACCGGGUGAUGGUAAUAAUAGUCUUUCCAUAUCAGGCAAUGUUGUCUACCAAAGCGAUACUAGCAACGAUAGUUUACAAGGUAGUUUGCAGAGGAUUUUCGAAGCUAUGGAGAGAUUCACUGCUGAGUCUAUGAGAGCUUAUGAGGAUCUCUUACAACGCACCGAAGAAGAAACUGCUCCACGAGAACUUGAGGAAGAAGAGGACUAAUAAGCAAAAUGUAGGAGGAAGAUCUUUGCUUAUUUGAAUCUCAUGAUCGAGCUGUUUGCUGAUCUUGCAAUGCCGGAAUGUUCCUUAUCUCCUUUCUGAGACACAGGCAAGAAGAGCCCAUCAUCAUCAGGAUGAUGAUCUUAGAAGAGGCAGAAACCGGGUUAAGAUACGGCCAGUCAUCUGGUGAACUGAGGCAUUUUAGUGCAGUUGACUUUGAACCGGAUGGUUGUCAUGCCAUGGUGGAGAAAGGUUUGAUAACUUUGACACUUAGCCACUUAUGACGCAAGUCACAUAUAUGAGUUUGAGUCUAAUAAUUCUAAAAUUCGGUCUUUGUAUAUAAGACGCUUAGGAUAAUUCUCAACAAUUUUUUUUUGUAAAAUCCUAAGGUUAGGAGGAUGAGAUAGCUAAGGCAAAUCUUUUUUAUUUUAUUUUAAAUUUAAUCUUUUGAUAUCGGUGAGGGGUCAUGUAUUAUUUAUCGGACUUACUUCUGUGUCCAAAGAUGCUUUGGUCUUGAGCAACUGAACUGUCUUUUAGUGGAGUAAAAAGUUAGGUUUAUA